Lagenorhynchus albirostris (white-beaked dolphin) is the source of this 2402-nucleotide messenger RNA. RefSeq names its product KIAA1586 ortholog. NCBI's taxonomy places the organism in Eukaryota, Metazoa, Chordata, Mammalia, Artiodactyla, Delphinidae. The record is from RefSeq and is a predicted model, not a curated record. Gene Ontology annotation, molecular function: SUMO ligase activity. Gene Ontology annotation, biological process: protein sumoylation.
GGGAGGCCAGGCCCCACGGGCCUACUGGGCCGCUGCUCAGGGGAAGGGGUUUGCAGCCCUUUCUACCGCCGGUGGCGGAGGCGGCGGCGGGGAGAUGGAAGACCCAGGGUCGGAGAUAAUAGAAUGUGUCCCUCCAGCUGGGCCUGAGGCGUCCGAGUCAACACCCGAGGAAAAUGAAGGUGACAUUCAGUUUGUUAGUGAGGGACCAUCAAGACCUGUUCCUGAAUACAUUGAUCUGAUCUGUGGUGAUGAUAAAGAGCGUAGCACCUAUCAUAGUGAUAUUUUGUUCCCUAAAAUGCCAAAACGACAGGGUGAUUUAUUGCAUUUUUUAAAUGCGAAGAAAGUGAAAACAGGCACAGAAAGUAACAAUAGGAACAAAAACUAUUGUGGAUUGUCUAAGUCUAAGGAAUCAAAUUUCAAAUAUGUUGAACAACCAAUCAUUGAAGAAAAGCCAUCAUGUUCAUCAAAGGAAGAAAUGGAUAAUCUUGUGCUUUCAGAUUGUUGGAAUGAAAAACAAGCAUUUAUGUUUACAGAACAGUACAAAUGGCUUGAAAUAAAAGAAGGUAAAUUAGGAUGUAAGGAUUGCUCAACAGUUCAGCAUUUGGGAUUGAAAGCAGUAAAGCAUGUCCAUGUGUCCAAGGAGUGGAUUGCAUAUUUAGUAACCCCUAAUGGCAGUAAUAAAACUACUAGACAAGCUUCCCUGCGAAAAAAAAUUAGGGAACAUGAUGUUUCUAAAGCCCAUGGUAAAAUUCAGGAUUUGUUAAAGGAAUCAAUUAAUGACUCAGUUUCUAAUUUAGUGCAUAAACAAAGUAAUAAAAAUAUUGAUCCUACUGUGAAAGUUUUCAAUACUGUUUAUAGUUUAAUAAAACAUAAUAGACCUUUAUCUGAGAUUGAAGGGGCAAUGGAAUUACAAGAGAAAAAUGGAGAGGUCAGUUGUUUAAAUACACGAUACGGUGCAACAAGAAUAGCAAAGCAUAUUGCAAAAGAAAUGAAGAUGACGAUAUUUAAGAAUAUUAUAGAAGAAAAUGCCAAAAUCUGUAUUGUAAUUGAUGAGGCAUCCACAGUCUCAAAGAAAAGGACCUUCGUGAUUUAUCUCCAGUGCACAGUUCAAUCGGUUCCUGCACCCAUUAUGUUAUUUGUUGCUUUGAAAGAAUUGGUGUCAACCACAGCAGAGUGUAUUUUCAAUACAUUAUUGAGUACUUUAAAUGAUUGUGGUUUCACUAAUGAAUAUUUGAAAGCAAAUUUAAUUGCAUUUUGUUCUGAUGGUGCUAAUACAGUGCUGGGAAGAAAGUCUGGAGUAGCUACAAAGUUGUUAGAAAAUUUUCCUGAAAUCAUUAUUUGGAACUGUUUAAACCAUCGAUUGCACUUGUCCCUUGAUGAUUCAAUAUCUGAAAUAAAACGGUUUAGACAUGAAUAUGAACGAACUUUAAAUUUUAAAAUGAAGGCAUACUGAAAAAGCAACAAGUAGAACUGCAGAAGCUAGUCCUACAACUGGGACAGUAAACAAAGACUGGAAGAAGGUACUGGCAAACUUAAAUGUGUUUGGAACAGUAUGGGCAGGAAAAGGUACAGAAGAACAAAACAGCUUGGAGCUGAAGAAGCUAGCAACCUGGAAAUGCCAAUGGAUGCAGACAAGAAAGCCCUGCAAAAAGCCUGUCUUCUCUUCAAAAGAUCAGGGAGGGGCAGGUUAGCAAGACAGAAAACAUAUUAUUUUACACAAUAACCUCUCUGCUUCAGCCAAAUACCACAGAGAACACUGCAGCUUCACCCAAACCACCAAAGGCCAAGUGGGGAGCCUGGACUUCCACCUUUGCCAGCUUAUAAUGAAGUACCACUGACCUGAAUCCCAUCCCACUGGGCUGAUGUCAGAGGAGGCCUAAUGGAGAGUCAUGACGUUUACCUUUGCUCAGCAUUAAGGAGCCCCUUCCCCCAACUUCAGGAAUGAAGGAGAAAUCAAAACAUUCUCAGGUGAAGGAAAACUAAGGAAAUUUGUCAUCAACAGACCAAUGCUAAAAUGAACGUUUAAGGGAAGUUCUGUAAACAAACGAUUAAAGGAGGAAUCUGGGAACAUCAGGAAGGAAGAAAAUAUAUUACCUGAAACAAAAGCACCUUCAGUUGUAAGUCUUAACGUUGGAUCUUGUUGGAGACUCUGCAGCCUCCCUGGCAGUGAGCACAAGGACAGGUGCAGUGACAGGCUGGGAGACACCCAUGACAUCGCUGGGCUGUGCUGAUCGGAGCACAAACUCGUGAAGAAGCUGCAAGUAGAUUCCACCCUCAGUACAAGUGACGCAUCAAACCAGAGAAUUUCUAGCAGGCCCAUGAGCAUGCAAUAUCGUUUCUUGGAAAUACGCAUUUCCCCAUCCCAAAAUAAAAUAGAUAUACUGAAAAAAUUUAAGUCUAUU